AUGGCUUCACCAUUAACCAUGUCGACUCCGCCGUCCUCCAAUGACCUACCCGGCCUCCCACUCGAGCUCUGGCUUCACAUUUUUGAGAAUCUUGGGCCACUAGAGAACUUGCUGUGGCAAAAGCCAUAUCCUUCGCCGUUUGUGGACAACAUCAACGACCAGAUCGACCCCGACACUAUUGCUACCCUAUUUUCCUCAUCCAAAGUCAGAAAACUUCUCUAUAAAACCCCAGGCCUCACCUUAUCACAAAUUGGGAAUGAACUUUCAACGUUUCUAAAUCCCCUAUUCAGACCUGACACUCCGAACCCUUUUCAGGAAUGGGAUCAGAGCCUAUCAGCCGUCAUCAAGCUCACCAACAGCUUCCGAAAGAUCGACAGUGCCGCGUGUUACUACAAAGGCAUUAGGGGGUUGCCCGUCCCGUUGGAUAGCCAGCCCGAGGCACCCGGAUCCGAGAUCAAGAAAUUCCUUGUCACCUUGAUCUAUGAAACGAUCUUACUGGACUUAUUCACUUACCGUGAUGGUACCUUGUUCAACCCAAGAACAUCCAUCCUGGACUCGGCGGCAUGGGAGGCAUGGGAGGCAUGGGAAGCAUCCAAACCGACUCUCGAAAACGUUGACCUACCCUGCUGGCGAUACUCUUCAGAUCAGUCUUGUACAUUGGUUAGCAAUGACCGUUGGGCGGUGUUUGUUGCAGUAGUAACCGUUGCUAACCUCUAUGGACGGAAAGAGGACGCCGAAAGGGGAUAUAACCGACUGAUGCCUGUAGAGUUAUGCGGUGAUACUGUAAUAGACGACUUGGCGAAUUGGGAUCAAUUAUAUUCGUUCACGGCCGAGACCCUAGAUUAA
This is a messenger RNA of Fusarium proliferatum ET1, 846 nucleotides long. RefSeq lists its product as uncharacterized. The coding region runs from base 1 to 846 and encodes 281 amino acids. The transcript is spliced from 2 exons. NCBI's taxonomy places the organism in Eukaryota, Fungi, Ascomycota, Sordariomycetes, Hypocreales, Nectriaceae. The record is from RefSeq and is a predicted model, not a curated record.